CGUGGGUCAGGAGGUGCAGAGAGCAAGUGUCAUCAGUAACCUGCCAAUCCUUGUCCGCCAGAAUCCUGCUGAGACAUUUCGUCGGGUUGUUCCCAAGGUUCGGGAGGUCCUGAACGGAGCUGGAGUAGAGAUCCAACUUGCAGCAGCAGCCUCUUUUUUAACGAUUCUGCAAGAUGACAUAAUCCUGAUCCACACCCACACCUACUCCAUCUUAAAGACAGUCCUGCUGCACCUGAACCACCGAGACACAGUGGUGAGCAAUGCCUGGUUGGAAACUUUGCUGUCAGCCAUCAACGCUCUGCCCAAAGAGACGAUCAAACAGGAGGUGCUGAACCCUCUCCUCUAUCAGUCUCAGCUGUCUCACUCUCUUCAGGCUCGUCUGUCCAGUUGUCGUAUUUUAGGGAAAGUCGCCUGCAAGUUUGAUUCUCACAUGGUGAAGAAUGAGCUGCUCCCAUUGGCUCGGUCUUUGUGUCAGGAUGUGGAGUUUGAGGUGCGAGCCUGUAUGUGUCGCCAGCUGGAGAGCAUCGCCCGGGCGACAGGGGUUGACGACACUCGAACCGAGCUGCUUCCUGAACUGGUGGAGCUCGCUGAAGACGAGGAGAGCAACGUCCGCCUCGCCGCCUUCGACACCAUCAUCAACUUGAUGGAGAUGAUGGACAGCGACGACAGAGUCCAUAUCGUGGUUCCCCUGGUGAUGUCAGUGUGCGAGGAGGCGACACCGGCGGACAAAGCCGUCCUGGUAUCUCUGUCGUUCCAGUUUGGGAAGCUCUGCAGCGGACUGGAGGGCUUCCUUUCAGACGAGCAGAAGAGCCGGUUGCUGCAGAGGUUUAGGGUUCUGUGUGUCGCUGGUCUGCAGACUGAGGGGAACCAGACUGAAGGCAGCAACGAGUCCAUCCUGGUCCGCUGCAACUGCUGCUACAACCUGCCUGCCAUGGUGGUGUUUGCUGAAACAGCUCACUUCCUGUCAGAGCUCUACCCGUCUUUCUCCAGUCUCUGUUGUGACCCAGAGGUCAGCGUUCGACGAAGUGCUGCGGCCGGUUUCCACCAGGUGGUCAAACUGCUUGGUUCAAACGUCCAGCUGGUCCACAAAGAGCUGCUGGCUCUUCUGCAGGACGACGCUCUGGAGGUGUUGGACGCUCUGAUGAAUCACCUGGAGGAAACUCUGGAGGCGGUCCUUUCCAGAGGAGAGAAUGUGACGCUGGACAAUAAGAUCCCUGAGCUCUUGGCGGCUCUGCUGUUAGCGGAGCAGAAGGUCGGAUGUUCCCUGCGUUGGCGGCUCCACGAGAAGCUGCUGCAGCGUUACAGCUACCUGGCCCGACUGCUGCCCGGAGAAGUGCUGCACCAGAGCUUCUCCCCUCGCAUCUUCAUCAUCCUCACCACCAACAAGGUGUUGCCUGUUCAGAAGGAGGCGGCUCGGACCUUCUGCAUGUUCCUACGGUACAACCGGAAACACGACCAGCGUCAGGAGAUGAUGGAGCGACUGAUCCAAGAUCUGGCUCAGGGGCGGAGCUACUGGAACCGUCUGAGAUUCCUGGACAUCUGUGAAAUGGCGACAGAGAUUUUCUCCAGAAAAUACUUCAACAAACACUUUCUGAUGCCAGCUCUAGAGCUCGUCCACGACCCCGUCGCCAACGUCAGGUACAAGCUCUGCCAGCUGUUACCCAGAUUGCGUUCAUCGCUCCGUCUGCCGGCCGACAAGCAGCUGCUGCAGCAGCUCGACUUCUGCGUCCAGAAGCUCCUCUGCAGAGAGAAAGACAAGGAUGUGGUGGCCACCAUCCGCAAGACAGUGUUGGAACUGGACAAACUGGACCUCACAGAGCCUUUUCACAAGAGACAGGAGAGGGAUCUACUGGACCAGAAGAAGGAGAAGGAGGAGACUCUACUAUUGGAGAUGGAACAGCUGGAGCGCCAACAGACCGACGGGAAACUGAACUCUGAUAAACAUACAGAGAGGAAACGAAGAGACAGCAAGACCAGUCUUUCAGCUACCAAAUCCAUGUCUGUGUCCUCAUCUGGAGCUGCCUUCUCCUCCUCCGGUAAAGAGAUGAGGAAGGCUAAACUGUCGCGGAGUCGGUCCCUCAGCAGUCAGCCGACGAUAUCCAAAGCUGCCAACUCAGACAGACCUCUGAAAGGCAAAGAGCUGAGUGGUACAUCUGGAUCCGGGAAGUCCUCCAAUAAAGACGACUCUUUGAGGACUGCCCACUUCACCAUGGCAACCCAGUCCACCUCCUCCAUGCCGGUCCUGAUCCGCAGCAACACCACUGGCCUCCUAGACAGGGCCAGUGCACUAGAACACAGAAGUAGUAGUAGUACCAUGGAUCACAGGACAAGCACUCUAGAUCAGAGAGAUCAUAGAUCCAGUGCACUGGAUCACAGAACCAGUAACAUGGACCAUAGAACCAGUACCAUUGACCACAGAACCAGUAACAUGGACCACAGAACGAGUACCAUGGACCACAGAACGAUUACCAUGGACCACAGAACCAGUACCAUGGACCACAGAACCAGUAACAUGGACCACAGAAAUGAUGGGAUGGACCACAGAACCAGUACUUUGGACCAUAGAACCAGUACUUUAGACCACAGAACCAGUACUUUGGACCAUAGGACCGGUACUUUAGACCACAGAACCAGUACAAUGGACCAUAGGACCAGUACUUUAGACCAUAGGACCAGUACUUUGGACCACAGAACCAGUAUUUUGGACCAAAGAGCCGGUUCCAUUGAUCAGAGAGACCAUAAAACCAGUACCUUGGACCAGCGUAGUAAAACGAUGGAUCGGAGCUGCGGGAUAAAGGACAGCCAGUCCAGAAAACUGUCGAUAAACAGGAAGUCAAACUCUUUCACCAUCCAAUCAGCACGAGACUGAAGAUGAUGUCAUGAUACCGCUACCAGGGAAUCAACAAAUCAGCUUCAGGAGUUGAAGGAUGAAUGCACGACUCAGAACGUUACCCGGAAUGCACCAGGCAGAGACAGUCUGAAUACUGUUUGAAAAUACUGAGCUGCUUUUAUUUUCUUAACACCAUACUGUAAUGAUUUCCUGCUGUCCUCUGAUUGGCUCAGUAAAGUCCACACAUACAAACUAA
Molecule: messenger RNA, 3086 nt
Organism: Labrus bergylta (ballan wrasse)
Lineage: Eukaryota; Metazoa; Chordata; Actinopteri; Labriformes; Labridae
Source: RefSeq, a predicted model, not a curated record